AUGGCCGUCUCGAGCGAGAAAAUCGCAGUCUACAACCUAGCAGACCUGAAGAACACCUCGGACGAUGCCAUCCCAAACUACCUCAACUCGCUCGGCCUGCGCCAGUCGCACCGCCUGACCGACGUGCGCCUCGCCCUCGGCUACGCCGCCUUCGCCGUCGCCGCCGCCUGCUUCCUCUGGGACUACAAGCUCGGCUUCGAGUCGACAAAGCACUACACGGCCGCCGCCGUCGCCGUCUACACCCUGCUCAACGGCGCCCUGACCCUGUGGAUCUGGCACGUCGAGCGCGGCGUCGUCUACGUCGGCACCACGCCCGCCGGCGAGACCGUCACCGUCGCGAGCUCCACCAAGAAGAACGUGCCCGUCUACAACCUCAGCGUGACCACCACCUCCUCCACCAAGUCCGGCGCCGGGGCGCCGCAGACGGUCAAGAUCGCCCGCUCGUUCAGCGAGUGGUUCGACGCCGCGGGCCACUUUGUCGCCCCGCCCUUCCAGACCAUGCUCGCGACGGGUGUGCCGGCCAUCGGCAAGCUGGACAAGAAGCGCGUGGCGGCCGCCGCCGGUGCACCCACGUCGGCUGGUGCUUCUGCUGCUGCGGCCUCGCCGGCCGAGACGCAAGGCCAGUACUCGCAAGAGAUGCUGGACGCCCUGGCGGCGGCCUCAGCGGACGGUGCGAGCUCGACGGGUAGCACCACCGGCAAGAAAGGCGGCAAGAGAAGAAAGGCGUGA
Thyridium curvatum is the source of this 729-nucleotide messenger RNA. RefSeq lists its product as uncharacterized. The record is from RefSeq and is a predicted model, not a curated record. Gene Ontology annotation, cellular component: membrane; signal peptidase complex. Gene Ontology annotation, biological process: protein targeting to ER. The transcript is spliced from 2 exons. NCBI's taxonomy places the organism in Eukaryota, Fungi, Ascomycota, Sordariomycetes, Thyridiales, Thyridiaceae. The coding region runs from base 1 to 729 and encodes 242 amino acids.